Molecule: messenger RNA, 1536 nt
Organism: Cylindrotheca closterium
Lineage: Eukaryota; Bacillariophyta; Bacillariophyceae; Bacillariales; Bacillariaceae
Source: the annotation of a GenBank genome assembly
AUGGCCACAAACACAAACGAAGCCUUUGCCAUUCUCAAGGACGCGGUCACCUUUGAGUUUGCCGAAGAUGCGUACCUAAAAGAAAUCGCCAAACUCAUGACCAAGGAAGAAUGCGACGACGGGCACGUCUUUGCCAAAGAAGGCGAAGUGUCUGCCAAAUGGUUCAUACUUGACGAAGGCACUGUGCUUCGGUACAAGGGACCUGUGGACGACAAUCAUAUUUUGGACAAACUGGAAGGCAGAGGUCGUGUCACGGCGCUCUUUCACAGUUUGAAGGAAGAGCAUGUAUCUUAUUCUACCGUGGUGGCUAGUGGCCACGUAAAGCUAUGGUCAGUGGAUGCAAAAGCUUACCGUGACCUCUUGGCCUCACAUGGUGGGUUUGCCUUGCAAUUGGCGGCUCAUUUGGCGCGAUUGCUUCGUCAUGAAUCCAAAGUCUCGAGGGCAUUGGCACAAGCACGAGGAAGCUCGCCCGACGAUGAUAAAGGAGACAGCAAAACUUUGCGGGUUCUAUGUUAUGAUACUACCGAAUGGGUCCGAAGUGGCUUUGGGCCAGCCUUGAUGGAAUUCAAUAAGGGUCUUGAGAAUCUCCAAAUCGUGAUGGAGUAUACUGAAGACCGACUCAAUGCCAGAAGCGCAGCAUAUGCCACUGGAUAUGACGCAGUUUGUACCUUUGUCAAUGACACUGCCGAUUCAGAUGUCAUUCGUAUGCUCAGCAUGCUGGGAGUCAAGAUGAUUGCCCAACGAGCCGCUGGUUUUGACCGCAUUGACACCAAAGCGGCGUUGACCUUUGGUUUGACCGUGGCUCGAGUGCCAGCCUAUUCUCCUUAUGCCGUUGCCGAACAUGCCAUGUCGUUGCUCAUGACCUUGAACCGAAAGAUCACUCGUGCCAGUAGUCGAGUGCACAUGUCCAACUUUACUUUGGACUCUGGGCUAAUGGGCAUGGACAUUCACGGCAAGACGGUUGGAGUAAUGGGAACGGGCAAAAUUGGUGGGAUUCUGUGUAAUAUUAUCAAAGGAUUUGGAGCCAAUCUAAUUUGCUUUGACGUCUUUGAAAACGACGAGGUCAAACAAAUUGGUGGCAAAUACGUGACCAAGGAUGAAUUGUAUGAACAAUCCGAUGUCAUUUUUCUCAUGAUGCCAUUGCUACCUUCCACCCACCACACUCUCAAUAUGGAUACGCUGCCCAAACUCAAACAAGGUGUCUUGUUGGUGAAUACCUCUCGCGGUGGCUUAGUCCAUACCGGGGCAUUGUUGGAAGGCCUCAAGACUGGACGUAUUGGUGGUGUCGGUAUGGAUGUUUAUGAGAACGAAGCGGACUACUUUUUCCAAGACUGGUCCGCCAAGCAAAUUGAAGACCCACAAUUGGUAUCCUUGCUGGGAAACAACAAUGUCAUCAUGACGGCUCAUCAAGCCUUUUUCACAAAAGAAGCUGUGGACAAGAUUGUGUCAACUACUUUGGAGAACCUCCGAGAUUAUGCAAAGGGAAUGACCGGAUUGGAACAUCCCAACAGCUGCCUUCCCAAGCCCAAAGAAUAA